GACCCGGCUUUCUCGGCGUGUUCAGUUCGAUUCAAUGUAUCAUUCUACUGUCCAUGAUUAUCCGAUCCGAGUCUCGUGGUCUGAUCAAAAGCACAGGGUUCAAAUUGUCUCGAGAAAAUGAUAGACUUUCGCAAUAAUUCUGGAAAUGUCGAUGCCGAUAAUGGAAGAUAUAACAACACUAAUAUACCUGUCACUUCACAACCAAGUUUAGCUCCACUUAGCCCAUUCUUGAAUUUUGAUCCGUCGUAUCUUCCCGUCAGUCAGCCAGAAUUUAUAUUUCCCGAUGGUGCUUUAAAACAAAGAGGCCGCUUUGAGUUGGCUUUCAGUCAGAUUGGAGCUGCUUGUAUAACAGGUGCUGGAAUUGGUGGAACAUCAGGUUUAUACAGAGGCAUCAAGGCAACCUCUAUCGCUGGUGAAACUGGCAAACUUAGAAGAACACAAUUGAUUAAUUAUGUCAUGAAGGGUGGUGCCAGUAUGGCAAACUCGCUUGGUGUAAUAACAAUAAUGUAUACUUGUGCUGGAAUAGGCUUAACCUGGCUCAGAGGAACCGAUGAUAGUUUUAAUACAGUUGCUGCAGCUGCUACAAGUGCCAUGGUGUUUAGAUCUCCUGCUGGAGUUAGGAAAGCCGGUAUUGCGGGCGCUAUUGCGGCAGGAGUUGCAGUAAUAUACUGUGCAUGGAAUAACGGAGGCUUGUCGUUACAGCGUAUGAAUGGAUGGAAACAUCCAGCAUUGAUGUAACAAAUUGACAUCUAUACAAUGAAAAAAUUUUCAAUGCGUUCUCAUAUCCUCAAUUACUUGUACAUAGAAAAUCUCACACCAAAUGAUACAAAUAAAUUAUAAGAGAUAUGUUAGAAUAAAAAAAUUAAUUAUCAAAACUAGCAAUGCAUGUAUUCUCAAAUAAACAUAUACUGACAUUA
Cataglyphis hispanica is the source of this 917-nucleotide messenger RNA. It is a transcript of the gene Tim23, whose product is annotated as mitochondrial import inner membrane translocase subunit Tim23. Gene Ontology annotation, cellular component: TIM23 mitochondrial import inner membrane translocase complex; mitochondrial inner membrane. The record is from RefSeq and is a predicted model, not a curated record. The transcript is spliced from 5 exons. Gene Ontology annotation, biological process: protein import into mitochondrial matrix. Lineage: Eukaryota; Metazoa; Arthropoda; Insecta; Hymenoptera; Formicidae. Gene Ontology annotation, molecular function: transmembrane protein transporter activity. The coding region runs from base 118 to 738 and encodes 206 amino acids.